AUGUCUUCUAUGGGUAGUGUUUUAAUGCAGACUUUUUUGUACUGUUAUUGUGGACAGAAAAUUAUUGAAAAGAGUACGGAAGUUAUGUUCGCUAUUCAAAAUAUGCAAUGGACUGUGCUAACAAAACGUGGAAGAAAGGAUCUUCUAAUUAUGAUGAUACGAGCAUCACGACCAAUAGAGUUGCAUGAUCACCAAAUCUACUUAUUCUGCGUUCAAUCUACUGAACAGUGCCUUUUAACCGUUACUCUAUAUCCUAAGUGUAGUUUAAAGAGUCUACCCACUUUAGACGUGCAAAAAAAGGCUAAUGGACAAAGUUAA
Messenger RNA from Leptopilina heterotoma, 318 nucleotides. RefSeq lists its product as uncharacterized. Gene Ontology annotation, cellular component: plasma membrane. Gene Ontology annotation, molecular function: olfactory receptor activity; odorant binding. Gene Ontology annotation, biological process: sensory perception of smell; detection of chemical stimulus involved in sensory perception of smell. The record is from RefSeq and is a predicted model, not a curated record. The coding region runs from base 1 to 318 and encodes 105 amino acids. NCBI's taxonomy places the organism in Eukaryota, Metazoa, Arthropoda, Insecta, Hymenoptera, Figitidae. The transcript is spliced from 4 exons.